AGCACAACAUUUAUCUGUUUCACUUUUGGUAAUUACAAAGAUCCAUUUUCUUUCGUCUCCCCUAAAAGGCAUUUAGAAACUAAAAAGAGAAUGAGUUUGACUCUUAAGCUAAUAACUCUGCUUCUACUUGCCUUGAGUCACCAUGCUGAAUCUGGCUCCAUCGUUAAGUUCCUUCCGGGGUUUGAAGGCCCUCUUCCUUUCGAACUUGAAACCGGAUACAUUGGUGUUGGUGACCUACAAAUGUUUUACUAUUUCAUUGAGUCUGAGAAUAAUCCGCAAGAGGACCCUCUUCUUAUUUGGUUAACAGGAGGACCGGGAUGUUCUUCUCUUUUCGCCAUUCUUUUUGAGAACGGUGAAUUUAUAAUAUUAUUUUAUUUUCUUUUUCUCAAAGCAUUAUUUUUCAGUGAUGAAGUGGGAAAAAUAAAUACAUGUUUAGGGCCUUUGGCUUUGAAGUUCGAGGUUUUUAAUGGAAGUCUCCCUUCUUUGGCCUCUACGACAUAUUCAUGGACAAAGAUGGCCAACAUAAUAUUUUUGGACCAGCCUGUUGGAGCUGGCUUCUCAUACUCAAGAACUCCACUUCUUAAUAAAGUUAGUGAUACAGGUGAAAUUAAUGUCAUCCAUGAGUUUCUACGAAAGUGGUUAAGCAAACAUCCAGAGUUUUACUCCAACCCAUUUUACGUUGCCGGAGAUUCUUAUUCUGGUAAGAUUGUUCCGCCACUCGUACAAGAAAUCUCAAGAGGAAAUUAUAUGUGUUGCAAACCUCCAAUAAAUAUUCAGGGGUAUGUUCUCGGAAACCCUUUAACAGAUAUUAAGUUCGACCACAACUAUAAUAUUCCAUUUGCUCAUGGAAUGGCAUUAAUCUCGGAUGAACUCUAUGAGUCACUGAAAAGAAUCUGCAAAGGAGAUUACUCGAAUGUGGAUUCACGGAACACAGAAUGCUUAAAGCUCAUUAAAAUUUACAAUAAGUGUAUUGACAAACUAAACAUAUACCAUAUAUUAUUACCAGAUUGUGAAAUGACAUCUUCUCAUUGCUUUCUAUAUAAGUACUUUCUCCUUAGCAAGUGGGCCAACAACAACAAAGUUCGCAGAGCUCUUCAAGUCACUAAGGGGAGUAUAGAUAAAUGGAGGCGAUGUAAUUAUGAUGUCAUUCAGUAUAAGUACGACAUUCAAAGCACCAUACCAUACCAUGUGAAUAACAGCAUUAGUGGCUUUCGAUCUCUUAUCUACAGUGGUGAUCAUGAUAUGGUAGUGCCUUUCGUUGCAACUCAAGCAUGGAUAAGGUCUCUCAAUUACUCCAUCGUUGAUGACUGGAGGCCUUGGAUGGUCAACUAUCAGAUCGCUGGAUAUACGAGAAGUUAUGCCAAUAAGAUGACAUUUGCUACUAUCAAAGCAAGUGUUCUCGUGUCGACUUAACAUUUUUGAAUUCACCUGUAUAAUUUUCAUUACAAUGAAUUGUUUAAAAAUUGUUGAACUUUUACAUUACAGGGAGGUGGACACACGGCAGAAUAUAAACCAAACGAGACAUUCGUCAUGUUCCAAAGGUGGAUAAGUGGCCAGCCUUUGUAAUAGAGGCUCAUGGCCUAAGGGUUUAUGAUUAUAGAAUAUAUACGUAUGUAACAUAACCAAUCUGGCUUUUAGGAUUUGAAAAUUCAAACUUUACCUCAUCCAUAUAUUAUAUACUUUAUUUACGAAAACAAAUAUGUAGUAUUAUUAAAUAGGGAGUUUAA
Messenger RNA from Raphanus sativus (radish), 1727 nucleotides. RefSeq names its product serine carboxypeptidase-like 13. Gene Ontology annotation, biological process: secondary metabolic process; proteolysis. Gene Ontology annotation, molecular function: serine-type carboxypeptidase activity; acyltransferase activity, transferring groups other than amino-acyl groups. NCBI's taxonomy places the organism in Eukaryota, Viridiplantae, Streptophyta, Magnoliopsida, Brassicales, Brassicaceae. Bases 91 to 1413 code for a protein of 440 amino acids. The transcript is spliced from 12 exons. The record is from RefSeq and is a predicted model, not a curated record.